UCUGCGAUUCAGCAGACUUGGCCACAAUCCAUGGUAAUAAUAAUCCGAUGUGCCGACAAUUUCAAACUGCUUUUAAAUAAUUACUUGUAUAUUAUAAAAUAGGUGGCAGAAUAUGUGAUUGGGUCAAUGAGCAUCCAUAUGAGCACGGAAUGACAAUUCGAGACUCGAAUAUCUUGAUAAAACGAACGAAUUUACGCGCACAUAUAUGCGACUUGCCGAGGACAUCCGGCAGCAAUCUGCCGAAAUUACCUCCAAACGCGAGAUUCUACAAUCGGUGGAAACGAAAUCUUCAAAAGUUGAUUCUUGUAUCUACUCAACACCCUUUAACAGGUUUAAUUUUACGCAGCCAAGCAGCUGUUGCUUUCGAAAAGAAAAGACACUCGAGAUCACCUUAUCGAUGGAUGAUUCAUCCAUGUAGUAUGUUAAGAUUCUACUGGGACACAAUAAUGACUCUGACGUUUUUAUAUAUUUUUGUGACAGUUCCACAUAUUAUAUGCUUCUACAGGAUCGGAAAGAGCAGCGGUCCUGAAUAUUGGAAUAUUGUGUAUCCAUUUUACGCCGUUUGUAUUAUUGACAUAUUCUUUAAUUUUAUUACUGGAUUUGUAUCUCCAGAUGGAUAUGAGAUUUUUCUUGAUACUACUCUAAUAGCACGACGUUAUAUAAAAGGAUAUUUCUUCAUUGACUUUGUCAGCUCGAUACCAUAUGCAUGGUUUUACCCAACACUUAUCUUACCGCCUGGUCCAAAUUCAAAUUCUAUAUUACUUAUAAUUGAAUUAUUGCCUAUUUUAAAAUUCAUUCGCAUAUUUACAGUACGACAAAAUGUUCAACACAUCAAUGCAAGUUUUGGAAUCUCUCAAGCUCAACAUAUAACAAUAUGGUUUAUUAUUUUAACAUUAUUAAUUUUUCAUUGGAAUAGCUGUAUAAGUUACGUUUUUCCAUACAUCGUCAUGCAUGUACAAGGAAAAACUUUGGAAAAUUUAGAUGCAAAUUAUAUUCCGAGAAAACUUCAUAAUAUGUCCGACUGGGAAGUUUAUUUGAUGUUUGUGCAUAUUGGCAUAAGUAAUUUUAUAGGUUCGAAUUUUAUAGAAUUCAAAAACUUUGGUAGUUUGGACACAAUAAUAAGAUGCAUACUUCUUCUCUUGGGAAAAGGCUACAUAAUUUAUUUGAUUGUUACGAUCCUGCAACUCUUGGAAUCGUCUGUAAAACCAAAACUCAAAUAUCAACGAAUCAUACACGAAGUAAAAGAAUAUAUUCAUCAGAAGAAGCUUCCGCUAUAUUUACAAAACAAGCUGAUUUUCUAUUACAAAUAUCGCUAUUAUGACUAUUUCUUCAAAGAGAAUACUAUAUCUAAUAUUCUUUCGGGUCAUUUAAAUCAAGAAAUUCUAUUCCAUAGUAGUCAAAGACUGCUAGAUAUUAUGGUUCUUCGCAAUUUGCCCCGUAAUGUUCUUGGUGAUUUAAUAAAUUCGUUAAAGCCAGAGAUAUAUCUCAAGGGAGAUGUAAUUUACAAAGCCAGUACUGAAGGCGAAUAUAUGUAUUUUAUAGCUAGCGGAACCGUUGCACUGAUCACGUUUUCCGGCAAAGAAAUAUAUCAUCUUCACGAUGGUGAUCACUUUGGCGAAGCUGGCUUGAUUUAUCCGAAUCAACGCAGAGAAGAAUCAGUUAUCGCUUUAGAAAUAUGCGAGCUGCUUCGCUUGCAUCGUCGUGAUUUUAAACGCUUUUUUGUCGCAAAUUCGGAGUUUUAUAACAACUUAGAAUAUAUUGUGCAUGAACGUUCGGAAAGAAUUAAGAAGCUGGAAGAACAGAACAUAAGUGAAACGACAAAGCAAUAGUUUUAUUCUCUUUACACAGCUGGAAUUUUAAUUGCGGUGGUUCCAAUACUAUUGAUAUGAUAUUUGAUCAUAUAUCAAAGACAAAAUGAUGAAGCUUGAAAAGAAACUCAUCUCAAAAAGAUAAAAGGUGCCGACGCUGCUUAUCUCUAUUGUAUAUUCUUAUACUAUGAUCGAGGACCAACCCAACAAAGUCUACUAAGGCAAUUGACUCAUUCUUUUGGCCCACUUUCAACAAGUACGGCAUUGGAAUACACUCGCGAUGUAAUAUGCGGUAAAGACCCGAGAAGAUUUGCGCCGCGUAGAUUGCCAGCAAAGCCGCUUCUUCCCAAGAAACUAUGCAAAAAAUCAGAAAGUUGCUUGGCGGUGAUGGCAGCUCGGUCUUUAUCGCUUAACUUACUGCAUGGUAACUAUGGAAAACAUUAUUCAUUCAAACAAAUAAUUCAACUAUGCGAUUUACUUCUGAUAUAAAAUUGUCGUAUUUUGGACAUAGCGCAAUACUUCGACAAUAAUAGAUACUCGAUUUAUAUACUUUAACUUAAAAUUUGAAGAGUCCAGCGGAAUUAAUAUGAGAAAAUUUGCCCUAAA
Messenger RNA from Trachymyrmex septentrionalis, 2414 nucleotides. RefSeq names its product potassium/sodium hyperpolarization-activated cyclic nucleotide-gated channel 2-like. NCBI's taxonomy places the organism in Eukaryota, Metazoa, Arthropoda, Insecta, Hymenoptera, Formicidae. The record is from RefSeq and is a predicted model, not a curated record. The coding region runs from base 150 to 1829 and encodes 559 amino acids. The transcript is spliced from 13 exons.